Molecule: messenger RNA, 1913 nt
Organism: Anguilla anguilla (European eel)
Lineage: Eukaryota; Metazoa; Chordata; Actinopteri; Anguilliformes; Anguillidae
Gene: pabpn1
Product: poly(A) binding protein, nuclear 1
Exons: 8
Coding region: 321-1130 (269 amino acids)
Molecular function (GO): RNA binding
Source: RefSeq, a predicted model, not a curated record
AGCCCCGCCCCCGGCUUCCAUUUCUGUUUCUGGCUACACGGCGCUAGAGAGGAGAAUCUCCGUUUUUUCUAUGUAUAUAUCUUCAUGUAAAUAAAAUAUAUACUUUCCCCUUUCAAGCACCUAAGCCGAAACGAGACCAGCUCAUCAGAAAAACUGGAAAAGCUACGGAAGCUGGCCUUUAAUUUUACAUUUUAACUUCGCUACGCUACCGAACGGCGUUUUUCCGCCGUUUUUUUCUUUCGCCCCACUCACUCUCCCCCCGUGAGAGUCGGGGCCUGUGUUUUAGCCACGAGGUACGUCGGACCAGCGGGAAUCGGGAGAUGGCGGAGUUCGGAAACGGACUGGCAGAGGAAUCGAUGCUGGAUUCAGACACUGGUCAUCCGGAGCUGGAGGACCCCGGUGUGGGUGACGAAGAACCAGGACUAGAAGAGGGAGAGGCCGCUAUCGAGGACCCGGAGCUGGAGGCGAUUAAAGCCCGGGUGCGAGAGAUGGAGGAGGAAGCAGAGAAGUUGAAGGAGCUACAGAACGAGGUGGAGAAACAGAUGAACUUGAGCCCUCCACCUGCAGGUCCUGUCAUCAUGUCCAUUGAGGAGAAGAUGGAGGCCGACGGGAGGUCAAUUUACGUAGGAAAUGUGGAUUACGGCGCGACGGCGGAGGAGCUGGAGGCUCAUUUCCACGGCUGCGGCUCCGUCAACAGAGUCACCAUCCUGUGUGACAAGUUCACUGGGCAUCCCAAAGGGUUUGCGUAUAUUGAAUUUGCAGAUAAGGAGUCAGUGCGGACGGCCAUGGCUCUGGACGAGUCCCUGUUUAGAGGAAGGCAGAUAAAGGUGGGCGCCAAGAGGACGAACAGGCCGGGCAUCAGCACCACAGACCGCGGGUUCCCCCGGGCGCGCUUCCGCUCACGGGGAGGGAACUUCGCCUCGUCCCGGGCGCGGUACUACAGCGGAUACACGCCGCCCAGAGGCAGAGGACGGGCCUUCAGGAGCCCGCCCCCUAUGUAUGCAAAACCUGAGGUGGAUCAAAGUGCUGUGCAGUGGGAGUCUGGGGUGUCUCCCUGGAGAGUCUGUCCAGCAGUGUCUGUCAGUAUGAGGGGCCGAGGGCGAUCGACAUCGUGGUAUUCCCCUUACUAAUAACCCCCCAACCCCCUUACUUUCAACCCCUCUUUAAACUCCACCUCCCUCCCCCCAACAAAAAAAAAGAAAAAUGCCCCCAAAAUGGAAGAACAACCAGAAGAAAAAAAAAAAAAGACAAAAAAAAGAAAAGAAAAAAAAAAAACUUCUGCUGGAGCGAGAAACAGACAGACAGACUGGCCGCAGUGUGCGAUUGUGUGUUGCGUGCGUGUGCGGAGGUGGUGCGGUCACUCUGGUAAGGUAUUGGCGGCCAUGGCGGAGAUUUUGGCGGAUCUCUGAGAAGACGAUGUAAUGUCAGGCUGCAGAUGUGUGUCCUCGUCUGGCUGUGAGACGUGCACUGUCCGUGCACACACACACACACACACACACAGCAACGACAGGAAAAAGUAUUGCUAUCGUUUGUAUGGAAGUUAAAUAGUUUUAAGUUGUCGGUACUGGGAGUGUCUUGUAUCACCCUUUUUUUCUGAUGUCUGAAUUUAUCCCCCUGCCUCCCUUUACUCAUGACUUUUGUUCAUCCAUCCCCCCACUCCCCCGGUCCCCUUCCUUAGCUGUGUCCAGGAUCUUCUAAGCCUGGGACGGUCUGAGGAGGACUGGACCAUUUGCUUGUUCUGUGGGUUACACGUUUUAGGUGGGGUCUCAGGGUUUUUGUUUUUAUUUUUGGGAAAGAGCUCUGAUGUACUCCCCUUAGUACUCCUAACAUUCAUGAUUGUAGAAUGCAUGGCCAGAGGUCUGCUUUUUGUUUUGUUUUGUUUUGAUCAGGUCACGCUCCCUUCCAACCUUUUC